Molecule: messenger RNA, 519 nt
Organism: Macrosiphum euphorbiae (potato aphid)
Lineage: Eukaryota; Metazoa; Arthropoda; Insecta; Hemiptera; Aphididae
Source: the annotation of a GenBank genome assembly
AUGUGGUGGCCGUGCUGGUUUCGAGUGGCCGUCGCCCUCCUCCUGCUGAUGUGCUGCUGCGGCCGGUAUCCACCGUCGUCGCGGUGGCCGUCCGCCGGUCGGGCAGACGCCUCGGCCGUCCGGUCCGGAGGAGGUGGCGGCGGCGGCGGUGGCGGUGGUGAAAAGGACCGCGGUGGCGCCGGCGGCGGCGGUGCGGUCGGCGGUGGCCGGUGGAAGCACAAGGGCGUAGGCGUCGGACUCGGCGGUAGUGGCCGCUCGUCGCACCGCCGGCCGAACGCGGGCGACAGACGGCCUGAGAUGGCCUUGAACGUGGGCAUGCUCAUGCCGAAGACCAGUUUUGGGGUUCGAGGUUACCUGCGCGCCAUACACGACGCCAUCCAGGGCAUCAACAAGGCGUACAAGAAGAACCAUUCGACCAACUUCAGCAAGAUCUACGACUUCGAGGAACGGAAUGUCAGGUCCCAGAUGAUGUCCCUCACUCCCAGUCCCACAGGUCGGUACGAUUCAAUAGUGUUAUGA